This is a messenger RNA of Funneliformis caledonium, 2056 nucleotides long. Lineage: Eukaryota; Fungi; Glomeromycota; Glomeromycetes; Glomerales; Glomeraceae. The record is from the annotation of a GenBank genome assembly.
AUGACUUCCACAACUUGUUUUUGGUGCCUUUUAUCAUUAAAAGAUCUAAGCUUCGUUUAUCUUUCUUCAUGGCUUUCUAAAGCCCUUGGUCCGGAGCAUGAUUUAAUGUUAGGAACCUCAUUUUUUGAUUAUUUUCAUCCCGAAGAACAAGAAUUGGCGCGUCGUGAUUUGACUGAAUUCGUUAAAAAGAAAACUUUGACUUGUUCCGUGACAAGAUGUCAAUAUAAUUCUAUUCAAGCCAUAAAAAACAAGUUACAACAAUCUAUGAUUCCUUCGUCGAAAUCUUUUCAACAAAUGACACAAUAUUCUCCUGUUUCAUCUACAAUGACGUCGCCCACUUCUGUACAGACCACCAAUGAUGAAUUUAUAAUCAUGAAUGUUGGAAUGAACGUCGUUAGUCAAGAUAUUGUAUUGGCCUGCUUCCAUUCCGAUGAGGACAACUCGAGAUGUGUAUCCGGUAUAUGUGGCGAAACGGAAUUCACCGAGGAGGAAAUAGAUAAAUUAACGUCCCUUAUGCACAAACAUGUGGCAAAUGGAUUGUCCAAGGUUCAAACGCCACCCUCUACACCAUUUUCCGAGAAUUCUUUUAACGGUAACAACGACGAAACGCCAAAUCGUAUAUUUCAAAUCUUUGAUAGAAAAUCUCUGGAUUUGAUUUUCACAUGGCCACAACCAUUUUCCAAUUUCGACUCGACCGAUUCAACUUCAGAUUUAUAUAACAAAGAUGAUUUCUCAAGACUUUUACAAGAUGUUUUGAUGACAAACAAUAAUCAUGCUGGGAUAAAUAGAAAUGGUUCAAAUGAUCCUGAUAAGAAGACUAAUAAGGCGGACGCCGGGUCACCGAAUUGUUUAAAACUCGUUUCUGAUAAACAUAUUAUAUUGUUAUCUUCAGGAACUUAUCGUCAAGUUGAAAGUGUGGUAAUCUCUUAUGGUGAUAUUAUUUUCUCUUACUUUCAAAUCCUACCUCCCGCUUCUUCAAAAGUUUCAUUGGGAGUUUCUUCAGCUUUCAUUAAACCAAAAUCAAAAUCAGCACCUUGUUCACCCGCUACUACAAUUAAUGAUAGUAAUUGUCCUGUCAAAAGGCCUAGAUCGCCUGGUUCCCUCUCUCCUUUGUCGUCUUCUUGCAUUAGUUCUGAGAUCCAACAUUAUGUUCAAAAUUUUACUUAUUUACAAGACGACGUUCCUGAAUUCUAUCUUAACCAUCGUACCAAAAAACAUCGAGUUGCUGAACCAUCUUCUGCGUCAAUUGGUUCGUCUGAUAAUGAUUCAAAAGUACAUCUCGUGAACGGUUCACCUUCUCCGACUCAUUCUCCUCAUAAAUUGUCCCGUUUAUUACCUUCAUAUCAACCUCCUUCUCCCUCAUAUCAACUUAAUUCCCCACCAUAUCAGGGUAAUCCUUCCUCAUAUCAAGGUAAAAACCCUUCAUAUCAAAGUAAAACCUCUUCAUAUCAACCUAUCCUUCCUUCACAACAAUUACGACACAUACAACCUUGUCCUCCUCAAAUCACAAUUGCAAAAGACCAAAAAGCUUCACAACACCCGCAACAAUCAUAUCAUCCUCGUAUUCUCCCAGCAACACAACCUUCUUCUCAACAACAGCAAAGCUAUCCUUCUCCCACAAAUCGUCCUGCUCCAUUCUUGACACAAAAUUACCCUCCCGUGUUACCGCGUCAACAACCGUCCUCACAAUCGUCAUCUGCGGCUAACCAAACUCGACGGUUCUCCCAAUUCUCGCCUCAUCAACGUCGAACCAGUAACAACAAUAAGAAUACUAGCGGCGUUAAGAAAUGUGAAAGUUGUCAUACCUCUUCUAGUCCUGAAUGGCGCCGAGGUCCAACUGGACACAAGACCUUAUGUAAUGCUUGCGGGUUGAGAUAUUCUCGUACUAUUGCGAGAGAAAAUCGCAAAAGAGAACAAGCUCAACGUGAUCAAGAACAACGUCAACGUGAGCAAAGAGAACGCGAAGAACGUGCUCGCGAGAGAGCCGCUGCGAUGAUGAUGCAAAGAGUAAUCGAACCAUUUUCUCAAUAUAGACCGGCUAUAGUAGCCGUUUCGG